AUGGUCCAUGGAUCCCAAGAUCGACACGACUAUGAGUUGGAUGAGUUCAUGGGAAGGGGAUCACCUAUGAGGGGAUCAGAUGCAAAGCUCGAACUAAGUGAUAACAGAAUCUCAGGCGGGCUAGAAGUUUUGGCAGAAAAAUGUCCGAACCUCACACAUCUCAACCUCAGCGGCAACAAAAUCAAAGAUCUCAGCACAAUAGAACCUCUGAAAAAAUUGGAUAACCUGAGGAGUCUAGACCUUUUCAAUUGCGAGGUGACAAACCUCAAUGAUUACAGAGAAAAUGUCUUCAAGUUUCUCCCACAACUGACGUACCUCGAUGGAUACGAUCGCGAAGACAAAGAGGCACCGGACUCGGAUACUGAAGCGUACGCAGAAGGUGUGGACGAUGAUGAUGAGGAGGAAGACGAAGUUGACGAAGAGGAAGAUUAUGAUGAGGCAGUUCAGUGUGAAGAGGAUGAAGAUGAAGAAGGGGAGGAGGAAGAGGAAGAUGAGGAUGAAGAGGAGGAGGAUGGGGAAGAGGAGGAAGAGGCUCUCAGUGUAGAGGAAGAGGAGGAAGAGGAAGAGGACUUCAACGAUGGUGAAUUAGACGAAGAGGAGGAAGAGGAUGAACAAACAGGGAUCAAAGGACAGAAGAGGAAACGAGAUCCUGAGGAUGAAGGCGAAGAAGAUGAUUAAAUUUUGGAUGUUAACCUACUGUGAUUUUGUUUUUAUCUGUUUUCUCUACCACUUCCCCUUCCCCCACCCCACCCCAAAUUCCCUCCCGCCCCAGUGUUGCUGUGGGAAUGAUGAGUUGGAAGAAAACUCCCAUUACUGCUGCUCAGGGAUGUUUAAUUUUGAUUUUUUUUUAUUUUUUUUUGGUGUUUGUGAAUUUGGAUGAGUUACAGGCAUGGGCAAGGUCCAACAUUGAGUCAUAUUGUCUCUUUUUCUUCUGAAACAAAACUGAAAUGAUGUUGGGUGGGUGGAGCAGCCAUUAAAAAUUCAUAUCUGACAUCAUCAUUACCACAGCAACAUGUACCAAAUGGCAUCUUCAAAAUGCAACAACAGGAGAAGAGGUUGUGUGUGUGUGUAUGUGUGAGUGUGUGUGUGUACUGUGCAGUAAAUGGCUGCCAGUUUUAGAAAGCAAAGCUGACAUAUUCCCCCCGCCUUUUUUUUUCUAAAAUGUGCCCCCUCACCAUCACUGUUCCUAUCUUGUUCUCCCCAACCUCAAACCCUUCUCUCACACCCUGUUGGUGUGAGGUCAUGUUUUUUCUAGAUGGUGACCAAAUAUCAUUUGUCCUGUCCCCUUCCUUUCCCCAUCUUGCCAAAACCCCCUCCCUGCAACCUCACCGGUAGCUUGGCUUCUGAAAAUGGCACCCAUUAGAAUUUAGUCCUAAUUGAUGAUUGGUAGUGAUUACAGUUGUAAUAAACAAAAAUUACAUUUGAAACUAUUUCCCAGCAACUGUGUACUACUCUUUGGUCUGUAAAAUAUAACCUGAUACCAUAGAGGAGAAGAAAUGCCUGCAUUUAUUUCCUCCUUGUGCUGUACACUUUGAAUUUUUUUACAAGCCUCAUUAUGCAGAAGAAUAAGUCUGGCACGUAGUGUUGAAUGGGCAUGUUUUCAUACAUUCGAGGGCAUCUUACUAAUACAGAAUUGUAUUUUCUUAUCUUGGUGAAGUCAGUAAAAUUGACUUGGGGUGGGAAAAAAAAAUGCCUAGUGAAUGUACAGAGUUUUACUUUCAUAUUUGGGGUGACUGUAUUCCUAGUCAAUAUUUCAUCUGUACAAAAGAUCACCACAGUUUUUUCUCAGCAAAGCCAAACCUUUAGUUUUGUGUCUGUUUUUUGUCAUUCAACAGUUUCAAUAAAUCCUUUUUUUUAUAUACAA
Messenger RNA from Rhincodon typus (whale shark), 1864 nucleotides. RefSeq names its product acidic leucine-rich nuclear phosphoprotein 32 family member A. Lineage: Eukaryota; Metazoa; Chordata; Chondrichthyes; Orectolobiformes; Rhincodontidae. The record is from RefSeq and is a predicted model, not a curated record. Gene Ontology annotation, cellular component: nucleus. Gene Ontology annotation, molecular function: histone binding. The transcript has 6 exons. Gene Ontology annotation, biological process: regulation of apoptotic process. The coding region runs from base 1 to 678 and encodes 225 amino acids.